Molecule: messenger RNA, 2409 nt
Organism: Manis javanica (Malayan pangolin)
Lineage: Eukaryota; Metazoa; Chordata; Mammalia; Pholidota; Manidae
Gene: MYC
Product: MYC proto-oncogene, bHLH transcription factor
Biological process (GO): regulation of DNA-templated transcription
Molecular function (GO): protein dimerization activity; DNA-binding transcription factor activity
Source: RefSeq, a predicted model, not a curated record
UCUGCGCUUCUCGCGGCUGCAGCUGUCGCCACGGCCGCCGCAGCCCGGCCGCCUCCUGGCUCGCCUCCAGCCUCGGGAAGGGCAGGGCUAUUCAGAGGCUUGGCGGGAAAAAGAGAACAGAGGGAGGGAUCGUACGUAGCACUAUAAAAGCCGGUUUUCUGGGCUUUAUCUAACUCACUGUAGUAAUUCCAGCGAGAGGCAGAGGGAGCGAGCGGGUGGGCCGCGAGGGUGGAAGAGCAGAGCGAGCCGACGGAGCCUAGCGAGCGGAGCCAUCCUCCGGGCGCCCGGGGAAGGGAGGUCCGGAGUGAAAGGGGGGCCUCGCCUCCGACCCACCUGCCUCCUCCCUUCCCGCCGACCCCUGCCAGCGGUCCGCAGCCGCCGCCGCAUCCACCAAACUUUGCCCAUUGCAGUGGGCGGGCACUUUCCCCUGGAACUUACAGCACCCGAGAGAGAACGCGACUCUCCGGACGCAGAGGAGCUCUUCUGCCUCCUUGGGGAGACGCUUCUCCCUGCCGCUGCCCAGACCCGCUCCCCUGAAAGGCGUUCCUCGCCGCUUUUUGGUCGCUGGAUUUCCUUCGGGUAGUGGAAAACUAGCAGGCCGCCGCGAUGCCCCUCAACGUCAGCUUCACCAACAGGAACUAUGACCUCGACUACGACUCGGUGCAGCCGUAUUUCUACUGCGACGAGGAGGAGAACUUCUACCAGCACCAGCAGCAGAGCGAGCUGCAGCCACCGGCGCCCAGCGAGGAUAUCUGGAAGAAAUUCGAGCUGCUGCCCACCCCGCCCCUGUCUCCGAGCCGCCGUUCGGGGCUCUGCUCGCCCUCCUACGUCGCGGUGGCGUCCUUCUCCCCUAGGGGAGACGACGAUGGCGGCGGCGGCAGCUUUUCCACGGCCGACCAGUUGGAAAUGGUGACCGAGCUGUUGGGAGGAGACAUGGUGAACCAGAGCUUCAUCUGCGACCCGGACGACGAGACCUUCAUCAAAAACAUCAUCAUCCAGGACUGUAUGUGGAGCGGCUUCUCGGCCGCCGCCAAGCUCGUCUCCGAGAAGCUGGCCUCCUACCAGGCUGCGCGCAAAGACAGCGGCAGCCCGAGCCUCCCCCGCGGGUCUGGCGGCUGCUCCACCUCCAGCCUCUACCUGCAGGACCUGAGCACCGCCGCCUCCGAGUGCAUCGACCCCUCCGUGGUCUUCCCCUACCCGCUCAACGACAGCAGCUCGCCCAAGCCCUGCGCUUCCCCCGACUCCGCCGCCUUCUCCCCAUCCUCGGACUCUCUGCUCUCCUCCGCCGAGUCCUCCCCGCGGGCCAGCCCCGAGCCCCUGGCGCUCCACGAGGAGACACCACCCACCACCAGCAGCGACUCUGAGGAAGAACAAGAGGAUGAGGAAGAAAUUGAUGUUGUUUCUGUAGAAAAGAGGCAGCCCCCUGCCAAAAGGUCAGAAUCAGGGUCAUCUGCUUCUGGAGGCCACAGCAAACCUCCCCACAGUCCACUGGUCCUUAAAAGAUGCCACGUGUCCACCCAUCAGCACAAUUAUGCAGCACCCCCCUCCACUAGGAAGGACUAUCCUGCCGCCAAGAGGGCUAAGUUGGACAGUGGUAGAGUCUUGAAACAGAUCAGCAACAACCGCAAAUGUACCAGCCCCAGGUCCUCAGACACGGAGGAGAAUGACAAGAGGCGGACACACAACGUCUUGGAACGCCAGAGGAGAAAUGAGCUGAAACGGAGCUUUUUUGCUCUGCGUGACCAGAUCCCGGAGUUGGAAAACAAUGAAAAGGCCCCCAAGGUAGUUAUCCUUAAAAAAGCCACAGCAUACAUCCUGUCCAUCCAAGCAGAAGAGCAAAAGCUCAUUUCAGAAAAGGACUUCUUGCGGAAGAGGCGAGAGCAGUUGAAACACAAACUUGAACAACUAAGGAACUCUUGUGCGUAAGGUGACCUAUUGGAGGGAGGAACUGGAAUUUCUCUUGAAUUCUCACUUGUUGCUAAGGGAAAGUAAGGAAAAGAGUUCCUUCUGAGGAAACUGCAGCAAUUCACUGCGAAUGAACUUCUUUCAAAUGCAUGGUUAAGUGCAAACCUCACAACCUUGGCUGGGUCUUGGGAUUGAAAGGUUUAGCCACAAUGUAAACUGCCUCAAAUGGGACAUUGGGCAUAAAAGAACUUUUUUUAUGCUUGUCAUCCUUUUUUUUUUUUCCUUUAACAGAUUUGUAUUUAAGAAUUGUUUUUAAAAAUCCUGAAGUUUACCCAGUUUUCCUGUGUAAAUAAUAAAGUGUUUAUAGCAGUUAUACAAAAUUUCCAAACAUACUAUAAACCAUAAUUUUUUUUUAUUUAAGUACAUUCUCCUUUUUAAAGUUGAUUUUUUUCUAUUGUUUUUAGAAAAAAAUAAAAUACCUGGCAAAUAUAUAAUUAAGCCAAA